CGCUAUCGCGGAUUUUGGAUAUCCAAAACUGGUCAUAGUUAGCCUUUCACCCGUUCAUCGAUCAAUAAAAGCUCGGGUGUGCAGAGCCAAGAGUAUCAGUUGUUCAAAUCAACCGAAUUCAACAUGAAGCUGUUCGUUAUUGCCGCUCUCUUGGCCGUUGCUGCCGCCGCUCCUUCCAGCUACUCAACUCCUAGCUACGCCCCUUCCGGCUAUGCCCCGUCUAGCUAUGGAUCUUCCGGCUACAAGGACAACAAGUACGGCGGUAUCACCAUCACCAGCCAAUCUGAUGAGCGCAAUCUCGAUGGAAGCAGCAAGUGGAGCUACGCUGGAUCUGACUACACCACCCGUGAGGAGUCCCAAGUCCAGAAGAGACUUCAAGGAACCAGCUACGAUUCUUACGGAAAGGCCACUUACGAGGAUGUUUUGGGCAACACCAACAGAGGAUCUUCCUACUGGGUUUCUCCUGAAGGCCAGAAAGUCACAUUGACCUGGGUCGCUGAUGAGAACGGAUUCCAGCCCAAAGGUGACCACUUGCCCGUUGCUCCCGUCCAUGUUUACGAGCUCCCAGUUGCUCCCGUUCAUGAGUACGAGAUCCCCGUUGCCCCAGCUCUUCCCUACUCCCGCACUGGUCUAGGCUAUGGUGGUAACUCUUACUCCGCCAACACUUACUCCGCCCCCAGCUCUCGCUAUUAAAUUAUUACAAUGAAAAUACUAUAUAUAAGACAAUGACAUCAGUCUAUAUAAGUGGAUGCCAUAUUUCUAUCUGAGGUGUGCACAAAUAAAAAUAUUCUACGCAAAACGA
Daphnia carinata is the source of this 802-nucleotide messenger RNA. RefSeq names its product endocuticle structural glycoprotein ABD-4-like. NCBI's taxonomy places the organism in Eukaryota, Metazoa, Arthropoda, Branchiopoda, Diplostraca, Daphniidae. The transcript is spliced from 3 exons. The coding region runs from base 124 to 693 and encodes 189 amino acids. Gene Ontology annotation, molecular function: structural constituent of chitin-based larval cuticle. The record is from RefSeq and is a predicted model, not a curated record. Gene Ontology annotation, cellular component: chitin-based extracellular matrix.